AGAUUCAAUCGUAAAAUUAAGAAGUUACUUUAUAUUUUCAUCAUGCAGAUUUCUUUCAUUUUAAAUAUACUUCUCGUUUUUGUAUUCGUUUCUACGCCCUGUUUUUCUCUAAAUGUUCUUUUCAAUUUACCCUGCCAUGGAGGCAACUUUGUGACCAUGGCGUCUCUUUUGGGUCCAAUCUGUUCACGUCACAAUUGUACGGUCAUUGAGGUAGCACAAAUGUGUGAACGAAAGCUGAAGUCUUACCAAAAAAACAUCAAAUUCCGAUCCAUAAAAGCACAUGUUUUACCGAAUGAGUAUUCUUUCGAGGGCGGGUUCAAAUUUCUACUCACAUUUUGCCCCUCUGUCGUUGAUACAUUCGAGAAAACCCAUGACGCAUUUGACAAAAUCAUGAAGGAAUGGGCGACCGAAUUCGAUGUCUUUAUAACGGAUCAAAUCUUCUGGGCUACUAUGGUUUUGGCUGAAAAAUACAAUAUACCUACAAUUGUAUCUACUCCAGGGUUACCUUCAGGUUUGGAGCAUUUGCAGGAUAAAAUUCCGGUAGGCGUUGGUGAAAGUAUUAUCUUCAGUCUCUUUCACCAAAAAUGCUGGAAAUGGAUUGAGGACAAACGAAAUGAGUACAAUUUACCCCCGAUGAAAUUUCAAGGUCAAUUUAGUAUGACCGAAUUUACGGAUCGGUUUCCUUUGUUCUUACCCACCACUCCUUCACUAUACGGAGAGCCCCACCCGAGCGCCGAGUUUGUUUUCACUGGGGGGUUCAGAGACGAAGAGGAUCUUCCAAAAAUUGACAACGACUUGAAAACUUGGAUCGAUUCUGACGAUGCUGAUAUCGUUUACCUCUCCCUCGGAACAUUCGUAACAAUGGACAAAAAAGUUUUUAAAGAUUUUUACGAAAAAAUGCAUAAGCAAAACCGAUAUAGACUUAUUUGGUCGCUUGGUUUGGGUCUUCAAAACAUUGCUAAGGAAUUGGGAAUUUUCCCACAAAAGGACAACAAAAUUUUACUCAGUGACUACUUACCCCAAUACGCUCUUUUGUGUCAUCCAAAGGUCAAAGUUUUUGUCACCCAUAUAGGACUAGGGUCAGCUAUUGAACUUAUGAAGCAAAAAAUUCCAGGGGUUUUCGUUCCUCAAUUUUUCGACCAGCCUAUGAACACAAUUAUCAUGGAAAACUUAUCACUCGGAGUAUCGGCGUCAAGUUUCGAUUUCGAACAUGUCGACAACGCAAUUCAAAAAGUGUUUGACAACUAUGAUUUUUACUACAAGAACCUGGAAAAAAUUAGCGACGAGUUUGCAAAGUAUGAAGAUCCAGAAAUGAUUGAUAACUUCAUUCAAAAGAUAGCUGCUCGCAAAAAGACCACAGUUAAAUUGGAGCUCGAGUAUCAAGUAAGCAGUCCGAGACUUUACAUGGCCUGGAACGCGAUACAGAUUUUGGCAGUAGCUUUGCUAAUUUUGUUUAUUCUAACGAUGUACUGGUGCGCAAGGAAAUGCUGCUUCAGAAAAGGGAGAGAAAGCAAGGAGACAAAAGCAGAUUAA
Symsagittifera roscoffensis is the source of this 1533-nucleotide messenger RNA. RefSeq names its product UDP-glucuronosyltransferase 2B23-like. NCBI's taxonomy places the organism in Eukaryota, Metazoa, Xenacoelomorpha, Acoela, Convolutidae. The record is from RefSeq and is a predicted model, not a curated record. The coding region runs from base 43 to 1533 and encodes 496 amino acids. Gene Ontology annotation, molecular function: UDP-glycosyltransferase activity. The transcript is spliced from 3 exons.